UGAUUCUAUGUGUAUCUAGCUGGGACUGAUUUCUUCAAUCAUACACCCUUAAUAUACAUACCGGUUGGUUUCUUCCGCGACGUCAACACCGAUUCCACUACACCGCACUUACAGUACGCUACAAAAGUCAACAAACCCCGCAUAUCUCCAACUCCCAUCCCAGCAUCCCCAAUCCAGAUAAAAAAAAUGGGCGACCAUGUCCUCUUCUUCUACGGCACCCUAAUGGCCCCCCAAAUCCUCCACCGAGUGAUCCACGGCCAAGCGGUCCCCGAACCAUGGCAAAAGGCGCUUUUAACCAUCAAGCCCGCGAUAUUGCACAACUACCGACGGCAUCGGGUCCAGGGGGCAGAUUAUCCAGGGAUAGUGCCCGUGUCAGAGGGAGAGGAUGCUGGUGCGGGGCCGGGGCCCUCGGUGCUUGGGACGGUGGUGUGGGGGUUGACGGAUGGGGAUGUAUUUCGAUUGGAUCGGUUCGAAGGAAGGGGGGGAGAGGAGGGAAAGGUACGAGGGUUGUUGGAUGCGGCGGGGGGAGCGAAGGAGGGGAAGGAGGUGGAGGCCGUUACGUAUGUGUGGACUGCUGGGGAGGAGCGGUUGGAGGGGGCAGAGUGGGAUUUUGAGGCGUUCAAGAGGGAUAAAUUGGCGUGGUGGGUGGAGGCGGAUGAGGAGUACUCAUAG
This is a messenger RNA of Aspergillus sclerotioniger CBS 115572, 672 nucleotides long. RefSeq names its product gamma-glutamylcyclotransferase family protein. The record is from RefSeq and is a predicted model, not a curated record. Bases 187 to 672 code for a protein of 161 amino acids. NCBI's taxonomy places the organism in Eukaryota, Fungi, Ascomycota, Eurotiomycetes, Eurotiales, Aspergillaceae. The transcript has 3 exons.